GUUACAAACACGCUACCGAUUUGGGAGAGUAUCUAUAGCUUACCUUUGUAAUAUUUUGCAAGGUGAUUUGCAGCGUCCGACAAACAUGGGUAUAGACAAGAGUACUGUGUCUAGGAUCGUGCGUGAUGUGAUCGAUUCCCUGGUGGCAAGACGUAACAUUUACAUUUCAUGGCCGACUAACAAUCGACACAUUCGCCAAAUUGAAGAUGGCUUCUUCGUGACUGGAGGUUUUCCCAAAGUAAUUGGAUGCGUAGAUGGGACACAUAUUCGUAUACAAGCACCUUCCCGAGAUGAACCUGCAUAUGUAAACAGGAAAGGAUAUCACAGCAUAAACGCGCAGGCUGUGUGCGAUCACGAAGGAAAAUUCACAAACAUUUGUGCCAAAUGGCCCGGGGCUGCUCACGACAGUCACAUCUUCAGAACCUCGUCACUCUGCGCACUCAUGGAGAGGACCCACGCGUCUAUCUCUGAUGGCUUCAUUUUGGGAGACAAUGGCUACCCCUGCAGACCAUUCCUGCUGACCCCCUACCUCAACCCACAAGGACGACAACAACAUCGUUACAACGACUCUCUGUGUGCUACAAGGGUCACUAUUGAGAGAACGUUUGGUCGGUGGAAGAGACGGUUUCAUGUUUUCCACUCUGAGGUGAGGAUGACCCCCAGUCGUGUGUGCCGUAUUGCCGUUGCCUGUGCUGUUUUGCACAACAUUGCCAUCUCCAUGGGUGAACCUCAGAAUGAGAGGGACAACAGGGAGGUAUUAAUGGAACCCCCCCAUUGAUGCCUACG
Messenger RNA from Haliotis rubra (blacklip abalone), 786 nucleotides. RefSeq names its product putative nuclease HARBI1. The transcript is spliced from 4 exons. The record is from RefSeq and is a predicted model, not a curated record. NCBI's taxonomy places the organism in Eukaryota, Metazoa, Mollusca, Gastropoda, Lepetellida, Haliotidae. The coding region runs from base 86 to 778 and encodes 230 amino acids.